AUGGGUCGCUUGAUCAAGAAUCACUGGGCACGAUUGAUUAUCCUUUCAGCCGCAGCAUGGCAAGUCGGUGCCUCCAUUGAAGGCUUCAUCUGGCCAAAGGUAUUCUGGGAUUUCCUGACAAAAAACCUGGACGGGUCUGUCAUGCCAGUGCCAGUCCUACAGAUAAUGAACCUUGUUCUCGGCCUCAUCGCGCUUGCUUGGGAAUGGCCUCUGAAACUACUAGCGGGCACAACUCCCCAUCAAAGCAUCGUGCUCCGUCUACUCGUUUACCCACUAAGUGCGCUUACAUGCGCACUUAUGUAUCAGUCGGGUGAUGUUGCGGUUUAUUAUUUGAUAGGAAUGGCGACUUAUUUUUGGGCGUACAGUGAAGGAGAGAUUGUCUGCGCAGUACCUUGGACACUCCCGAGAAAGUCAAGAAGGCUAGAGAAAGUCUGA
Talaromyces proteolyticus is the source of this 435-nucleotide messenger RNA. RefSeq lists its product as uncharacterized. NCBI's taxonomy places the organism in Eukaryota, Fungi, Ascomycota, Eurotiomycetes, Eurotiales, Trichocomaceae. Bases 1 to 435 code for a protein of 144 amino acids. The record is from RefSeq and is a predicted model, not a curated record. The transcript is spliced from 3 exons.